AUCGAAAGCCACCUUACCUGGCACAAUCACCAUGACCAAAAUGCCUCUGCUUUCCCUCAUUCUCUUCUCCCUCCUUUCCUUCACUGCCCAAGCUUCCGUUCCUUCAAACGCAACUUUCAAGUAUAUUAACGAUGGAGAAUUUGGGCCGUACAUUGUCGAGUAUGAUGGAAACUACCGUGUUCUCCCCGUUUCCAAUUCCCCCUUCCAACUCGCCUUCUACAACACCACCCCAAACGCCUUCACGCUCGCAUUGCGAAUGGCCACCACUCGGUCGGAGUCGCUCUUCCGUUGGGUUUGGGAAGCCAAUAGAGGCAACCCAGUUGGCGAAAACGCCACCCUGACUUUCGGCACCAACGGCAACCUCGUAUUGGCCGAUGCCAAUGGCCGUGUCGCUUGGCAGACCAACACGGCCAACAAAGGCGUGGUUGGCUUCAAGCUUUUGCCAAAUGGAAACAUGGUCCUCCACGACGCCAAGGGCAAAUUUGUUUGGCAGAGUUUUGACCACCCAACGGACACUCUCUUGGUGGGUCAAACUCUCAGGGUCGGGGGUCCAACCAAACUCGUAAGCCGGGCUUCAGAAAGGGACAACAAAGACGGGCGUUACAGCUUGGUGAUGGAGACUAAAGGACUGUCUUUAUACUAUAAGAGCAAUAAUUCUCCGAGACCGAUUCUCUACUUCUCAUCUUCCGACGACUGGUUUUUUGUUCAGGAGGGUUACCUACAAUAUGUGACGGUAUAUUCUUCCCCUGACACCGAUGAGGGUUAUGCUUACGAGCUAGGCUUGAAGUACGAAGUAGCCAACUCCACAACCAGUGGGAAUAGAAUUUUGGCUAGGCCUAAAUACAACGGCACUCUGUCUUUCAUCCGUCUCGGAAUUGAUGGCAAUCUUAGGUUCUAUACUUACUAUGACAAGGUGGAUUAUCGUGCUUGGGAAGUGACAUACACUCUGUUUGAUAGAGACUCGACCGAGAGUGAAUGCCAAUUGCCGGAGCGUUGUGGGAAGUUUGGUCUUUGCGAGGACAACCAAUGUGUUGCCUGCCCAUUGUCGAAUGGGUUGCUGGGUUGGAGUAAGGAUUGCAAGCCUGAGAAGCUGACAUCUUGUCGGGUGAAUGACUUUCACUAUUACAAGGUUGGAGGCGUGGAUCAUUUCAUGAGCAAAUUCACAACCGGAGAAAGCGUGAGUGAAAAAGAUUGCACCAAGAAGUGUUCGAUGGACUGCAAAUGCCUGGGCUAUUUUUACCACAAUAAGGACUCCAAAUGUUGGAUUGCUUACGAUCUGAAUACCCUAACGAAAGUCGCGAAUUCUACACAUGUAGGUUAUAUCAAGGUACCGAAUCACUAAGAAGCUAGAACCCUGCAGGAAGAAGAUUCGUUAAAAGUUUGUGUUAUUGUGAAGAAUAAAGGGAAGAGUUGGGAGAGAUCAUCAUGUUUAUUUGCACUUCGUUUCGUCUCCUUUAUUUUUUUGAUAAAUAUAAUAUGGUUUGUCUAUUAUUAUUA
Molecule: messenger RNA, 1497 nt
Organism: Carya illinoinensis
Lineage: Eukaryota; Viridiplantae; Streptophyta; Magnoliopsida; Fagales; Juglandaceae
Product: epidermis-specific secreted glycoprotein EP1-like
Exons: 2
Coding region: 32-1342 (436 amino acids)
Source: RefSeq, a predicted model, not a curated record